CCGAAAACGAGGCAGUGACUCAACUUGACGACACGAUUGAACAAGAACGAGAAAAACAAGGGCAAUUUCGUUAGAUGCCCAUGAAUUCAGUGAACGAGGACCACCUGAAAGACAGUAAAUAUGAGAGAAGAAAUUGGUGCAGCAGUUUUGUUUAUUACUCGAUUGAUACGCCUAAGCGGUAGCGUUUCAAAGGAGAAGGUUGUAGAAUUUUCUGAUUCUUUGUCCGCCAUUUUGAACGAAAAAUUCACAAAUCAUUGGUAUCAAGAUCAUCCAGCUAAAGGACAAGGAUACAGAUGUAUUAGAAUAAAUUCAGCAGAACCAAUUGAUCCAGUUUUGGAAGAAGCAGCUAGAAACUCAGGACUACAGUAUCAUGACCUCCGACUUCCUUCCGAAUUGACUCUGUGGGUUGACCCAAAAGAUGUGUGCUGCAGGUUUGGAGAAAGCAGGGGCUCUUUUUGUACAUUGGCAACUACCAAAGAUGGCAACUUAGAAAAUAUGGCACACUCUAUAAAUAUUGAAGAACUGUUGAGACAAGAGACAGAGAGACACAACCAACAGGUUAAUAUUGUGACUACAAGAACUAAUAUGAAUGUGUCUCAAGCCAAGUUUACCAAGGGUAUUCAUAAUGCCAACUAUUAUUCCAAGUUCCAGAACAACUUUUACAACAACCAACAAUUCCAGAACACCCAUAAUCGUUUCCGUCCCCAAAACAAAAACAACAGAAAACAGGCACAGCAUGAAGAGCAAGUUAAUGGAGUGAGAGUCUCCCCAGACCAUGUGAAUGAAGUCAGACAGCAAUUUAUGGACCAAGUCAACAGCAUUGUUAAGGAGGGAGAGAAAGUGUGUGAGCCCAAACCUAUGUCUCCAAACACAGCAAACUCCUCCUCAUCUAAAAACGCAAAGACUGAUACCUCUAGCAAGGCCCCCCUCUCCAACUCUACCAAGUCCACUCCCAGGUCUAAUAAUGAUAAUGAGACUACCAAGUCCAACACUGGUGGUUUAAAGUCAACCAUUGAGAACUCGAAACCCAGCUCUGAUAAGUCAAGUAUGGAUGUCAAAUCUAACAGACCAUCUCAGGCCAAAGGCAGGUACCAACCAGACCAGAAUACCUCAGUCAAACCAGGCAGUUAUAAUGGAGGCAAGGGUACACACUGGCUCAAUCGCACACACUCAAAAUUUAAUUCUCAGAAGGUGUAUUAGAUUUGAUAAAUGAUUUGAUUGGAUGUGAUGCAGGAGAUAUUUUUUGGUUAAAAUAGAUGGAUAAAAUGUGAUUUUAGUGAAGUGAACUGGCUAAGAAAAGAUUUUUCAGUAUGUUCAGAUGUGUAGGUGUUUUUUUUUUUAACUUGAACAAGAGAUGUGAUAAAUUAUCUAGUCUAGUGCUUCAUUUUAUUUCACUGCUGGUAAAACAUCUUGUGCUCAUUUGUAAUGCCAGUUUUUAAAGAUUUUUUUUUCUUGCCAAAGUAACCACUUGGCCAUCAGGUUUUGUAAAUAGAACAGCCAACUCCAUUUCUGCUCACACAUUUAGUCAGUGGUCAUGAGAAUUGUUAAAUCUUGAAAUGUUUAUUGAUAUUUAUCAUGAAGAGUGUUGUAUAUGAGAGCUCUGUAUAUUUAUGUGUGGUUUAUAUUGCCAGAUCAGACACUGCCAUUAAAUACAGAAAGUUGUCAGAAUGGCUGCCCGAUUUUUUUGUUAUUGUUGCUCCAUUGAUAUUAUGAUUUCAUUUUGAACAUCUCAAUUUGUCAUAACCAGCAUAUGUAGCAGGUUGUAUAGUCAUAGGACAUACAUAUGUAUAUAUAUGUAUAAUUUAUAUUUAAGUAUAUACAAGGUUAAUUUCAUUAGAUGAAAUGGCAGCAGAUAUUCCACGUAAUAUAUUUACAUAGAAGUCUCAGAUCCAUGCAAUGUAAAACAUAAAAGAACAGGGUACGAGUAUCCGUCAUUGAUCUGUCAGCAUUAAUGGGCUCUUUACAGGGAAAUCUGUAUAUAUAAGGACUUUCCUUUCAUUAUAAUUGAUUUUGAUUUAAUAUUUGUUUAUUAAUCAUUUAAAAAUUAUAUUUUCAUUCAAGUAUAUUGUAACAUUCAAGAAGGAGUGCAUUGUAUAUAUACACUACUCAGGAUAAGAGAAUGUAUUGUUUUACUCGGGCUAUUUUUUUGUCAUGCAUUUCACUGAGUGCUAUGGAUAAUUGGAGGAGAUGUACAUUUAAGUUAAUUUAUUCCAGUGUUAUAUCUAUUUGAAAAGGGAGACAUUUGAAAUUAAUUGGGGUGUACUAAGAUAACACAUACAAAUGAAUUUGGUACUCAAGCAUACAUUUCCAAUUGAAUAUGUUACAAAUUCUGAUCGUCCAGAGUUAUCUGUGGCAUCUCACGUUAAAAAGGAUUACUGCUUUAAUGUUAAGUAACUGUUUUUAGCUCUACUGGUCAGAGACCAGAAGAGCUUAUGCGAUAGUAAGGUGUCCGUCGUCCGUCCGUCUGUCUGUCUGUCUGUCUGUCUGUCUGUCUGUCUGUCUGUCUGUCCGUCUGUCUGUAAACAAUUUUUCAAAACGCUACUCCUCCUACAGUUUUGGUCCGAUUUCAAUAUAACUUGGCACACAAGUAGACUACACUAAGAUACAUAAUUUAGUGCAUCGGUUUUUGAUUUUGAUGGACGGUGUUGCUGUGGUUACUAAAAAUAGAAAUUUCUGUGAAAUUCCUUUAAAACGCUACUCCUCCUACAGUUUUGGUCCGAUUUCAAUAUAACUUGGCACACAAGUAGACUACACUAAGAUACAUAAUUUAGUGCAUCAAUUUUUGAUUUUGAUGGACGGUGUUGCCAUGGUUACUAAAAAUAGGAAUUUCUUUAAAAUUCCUUUAAAAUGCUACUCCUCCUACAGUUUUGGUCCAAUUUCAGUAUAACUUGGCACACAAGUAGACUACACUAAGAUACAUAAUUUAGUGCAUCAGUUUUUGAUUUUGAUGGACGGUGUUGCCAUGGUUACUAAAAAUAGAAAUUUCUGUGAAAUUCCUUUAAAACGCUACUCCUCCUACAGUUUUGGUCCGAUUUCAAUAUAACUUGGCACACAAGUAGACUACACUAAGAUACAUAAUUUAGUGCAUCAAUUUUUGAUUUUGAUGGACGGUGUUGCCAUGGUUACUAAAAAUAGAAAUUUCUGUGAAAUUCCUUUAAAACGCUACUCCUCCUACAGUUUUGGUCCGAUUUCAGUAUAACUUGGCACACAAGUAGACUACACUAAGAUACAUAAUUUAGUGCAUCAGUUUUUGAUUUCGAUGGACGGUGUUGCCAUGGUUACUAAAAAUAGAAAUUUCUGUGAAAUUCCUUUAAAACGCUACUCCUCCUACAGUUUUGGUCCGAUUUCAAUAUAACUUGGCACACAAGUAGACUACACUAAGAUACAUAAUUUAGUGCAUUGGUUCUUGAAUUCAAUGGACGGUGUUGCCAUGGUUACUAAAAAUAUAAAUUUCUGUGAAAUUCCAUUAAAACACUAUUCCUGCUACAGUUUUAGUCUGCUUCUAAUAUAAUUAGGCAUACAAGAAGACUAUACUAAGAUACAUAAUUAAUUGCAUUGGUUUUUGAAUUCGAUGAACAGUGUUGCCAUGGUUACUUAAAAUAGAAAUUUUUGUGAAAUUCCCAUUAAAUGUUACUCCUACAAUUUUGGUCUGAUUUCAAUCUAAUUUGGCACACAGUUAGAAUACACUACGAUACAUAAUAUGUAUUUCUGUUUUUUUUAUUUGGGUGAAUGGUGUUGUCAUGGUUACUAAAAAUAGAAAUUUCCGUGAAAUACUUUCACAACGCUACUCCUCCUACAGUUUUCAUUUGAUUUCAAUAUAACUUGGCACAGAAGUAGACUACAUUAAGAUACAUAAUUCUAUUCAUUGUUGCAUGUUGCAAUGUUUCAAAUCCAAGUGCUACUUUUCUUUUGUUAUACAAACAGACCAGUAGAGCUACAGUCUCAUCAGAGACUUCUGGUUGUGUUGUGUACUUUUGCUAUUUUGAAUUUUCACCUGAUGUCCCUCUCCCUAAAAUGUUAUCUAUGGUAAGAAAUGAAGUGCCUUACAGAGUCUUAAAAGCAUUACACUUUACUUGGUGAAUUGAAUUGAGUGCAACAGUCUGCUUUAUGACUUAAGUUUAAUUCUUGCAUGGUUAUUUUAUUUAUAAUUUGAUAAAUAUAAAAUUUAAUGCAUAAGUUUUUUUUCUUCAAAGAAUAAAAUGCUAUAAAAUUCAAUAUACUAAGAAUUCAGGUAUUGCAUACUUGAAUUGAAAAUGCAUGCAUUAAGCUCUAGUGAAUUGUCUUAAAGUGUUUCAUUUAAAUUCUUUUUAAUCCAACAUUUUAGUACAUGUAUGGUAUUUUCUACUCUUUUUUUUGCCCCUUGCUUAUCUGCCUUUACAGUAGAAGUGCUUUUCCUCAUUUAAACCUCAUAGUGGUUUUUCAUUAAUUUUUUUUGUAUUUUUACCCUACAUGGAUGAAUAUUUAUGUUUGAACACGAGUAAAGCUAUGCCCUGAAAGAUCUACUGUAUCAAAAAAUCAUGUCACAAAAUCUUAUAUAAAUAAGUCCUCAUUACAUUCUAUAAAAUGCAUAUUUAGUGUUCUGUUUGAUCUCUAUGAUUUUUGCUAAUCAUGUGCAAUAUGCCUAUCUAGGUCAUCUUCUAAACAUUGACCAAUCAUAUGAUACAGACAAAAUAUGCAUUUUUUUUUGGUGUAACCUUAUUUUCAUUCCAUUUGAUAGCAUGUUUCUAGAAAUCCCACAGACUCUUUCAGUGGCAUUGAUUACCUAGUAUGUAGCCUAGUGUACAUGUAUGUGUAAAUUGUUUUUUUAUUUUGUGGUAAAUCUCAGUAGGAAACCAGUCUCUUUAUACCUGCCUCACAGAAAAUCAAAUGUUAUUUGCAUUCAGGAAUUAUUUUUUUCUUUCAUAGCAUUUUUGUUUUCUGAUUUGUGAUAGUCAGAUCAUUAUUGACAUGUGUGAAAUUAAAAUUCAUUUUAUUCAGCAUGUGUACUGAUGCAAAAAACACAAAAGCCUCAUAUAUGAAGAUCUAAAAUGUUACACUUGUGCUACAGAGAUGUUACCGGUUACUUUCAAAGAGAUCUGGUUUAAUAAAUUUUUAUUUAAUGUA
Messenger RNA from Saccostrea echinata, 5103 nucleotides. RefSeq names its product maternal B9.15 protein-like. Lineage: Eukaryota; Metazoa; Mollusca; Bivalvia; Ostreida; Ostreidae. Gene Ontology annotation, cellular component: cytoplasm; nucleus. Gene Ontology annotation, biological process: negative regulation of mitotic cell cycle; negative regulation of cell population proliferation. The coding region runs from base 121 to 1200 and encodes 359 amino acids. The transcript is spliced from 4 exons. The record is from RefSeq and is a predicted model, not a curated record.